GUUCUCGGCGCACAGUGUUUAUCUUCACGAUGUUUUACUUACGCCAAAACGAUUAUCAAAAAAUAUUAAAUGUUAUUACCGUACAGUUCCUACAACUUAAACAUCUCAUUUGUUCGAAACAAUAAUUACGGCACACGGUAACAGUCGCAAUAAUUAUACUCGUGCAGCGGACGCACGGGAAACAACGCAGUCUAUUAUUCAAUUUGUACAGGACCUCAUACAUUUCGAAACGUGUCUUUAAAUUAGUCGCCAUCGACACUGUUUUUCCGGCUCGAAAUUGCAUCUGGGCCCACCCUUUUGGCGCGUCAUUUGUUUCCAUUAUACCUUUUUCAUUUGGCCGGCCACCGCAACGAACACGCGGCAAUGUUUGUUGGUAGGAAAACCCGUAAAACAUCCAGUGGAAAUAUUCAACGCCGCCGCCGCCAUUCAGCCUUCCAGACGCGUUUCAGACCUAUAUACACGUCCUGACAAACCGUAAGUCCCUCAGGACUCCGGUUGCUCCACACCGUGAGAUGUUAUAUUGUCUCGAAUCCAUCUCGUGACUUCUUAUUCUGCCGGGUAUUCGGCGGCUCGUAUGGGAAUUGAGAAUUCUAUUCCAAGUUUAUACGCUUUUGUUUGUUUGAAUAAUUUAUUAUUGUUUUGACACGCCGUUGUGUUGACCCUUCAGCCCGUACACGCAUUAACGUUGCCAUCAUUCUUCUUUUUUUAUGAAAACAACGUGUAGGGUUGAUGAACAUUGUUUUUAAAAACCGCGUGAUUAUGGGCGACCGUCCAGCUGCCGAGAGGGCGUGCAAAGAACCGAACCCGAUCAUCGACGGGCGGAAAGCCAACGUGAACUUGGCAAUUUUGGGAGCAAAACCUCGUGGUAAUUUACAGCCAGCAUUUGCUUUCCCAAGUAUAAGAGCUGGAUAUUCCGCUGUGAUACCUAGUCAAUUUGGGAUACCAUCGCCGUACGGGAUAUGCUCGAAUGGUAUAAAAUGGGUGCAGCCAAGUUACCUGUACCAGAGUCAAGCAGCCAGUGCGGCAUAUUUGGGAGGUGGUGGCGUUAUGCCAUUAGCUCCUACGCAUGCCGCUGCGAUGGCCGCAGCCACGUCGCAGUUCUACGAGUACCAAAACGCGGCAGCAGCAGCCGCCGCAGCAGCAGCUCUUUCAUCCUAUCCGUCGCAGUACGCUGCAGCAGCCGCAGCGGCCGCAUCCUUCGAUCCUUACACAACGGCAGCCGCAGCUGGUGCCGCCAACUACGUGACUCCAUACUCUUAUGCGGCGCUGCCCAGCAGUACAGCCGGUCUGCCAACAGCGGCAAAUUCGGCCACCGCAUUCACAGGACUGUCGCCUUACACAGCAGCUGCAGCUCAACAAGCGGCAUCGCUGCAAGAAGCUAGACUACAGUAGCAUUGUCAACUUAAAACCCGCGCCCUCCGUCCUAGAUUACGAAUUUUUCAAAGUCAGGGACCUCGGUAGUGUCAUAACAAAACAAUUGAUAAUUUUAUAAAAAAUACAAAAAAAAUAUUAUAUAUAUAUAUUACAUAAAUUACAUUAUUAACUAUGAAUCUACAAUAAGAAAAACUUUACUUAGGAAUAAACCAUUAGGUAUAUUAUAAAUAUUAUUAAAAUUUCAAAAAAUAAAAACGUUGUUAUUAUGUAACGGACUGGCGUUAAAUGUACCAAAAAAAUAAUAAAUCUGUUGAAAAUAAACCUAUUAGUCUAGUAUAUUUUUAAAUGUUAGGGAAUAAUGAAUAUAGUACUAUGUAGUGUUUUAUAUUAUAAUAAUAAUUCUUACGUGGUCUGGGCCCGGCACAGGCGUACGGAUAUCGGAAACGGACGCGUGGGAAACACUUACGUGAAAGGGUUUACCACGACUCGCGUACAUCCGGAUCCGAUUUUUUUCAAGGGUAUCGAUUAAUAUACGACAAGACAUAACAAUUAUACUCCGUACUAUAAACGAAUACUUCAUUUUAUUUACCGGGCAUUUGCAUGUAUUAGGUAUAUUGAUUUUCAAUCCCCACCAAAACCUGUUCAAAUUAAACUAGCCAUGUAAACCAUUUCGGGCCGUCAAUUUGGAUCAUACAUAUGAUUGUUAUUGUCAUAUUAUUACACAAAAUAUAACAUAGUAUAUUUUAACCAAUUACACGAUUUUAUUAACUUUACCAACUAAAGUUUAAAAUAUAAAAAUGUGAAAUUGGGUCAUCGCCGUGCAAUUGCAUCGCAAACGCGCAUAUUAUUAUUUUGUUUAGUUCAAUUCUAUUAUAAAUAUAUAUACAUUUAUAUAUACAUUAUUAUUUCUUAUUUACAAUUAUUUAUUUUAUUUAUGUAUACAAGUUUUGUUUAUUUGAUGUUUUAGAUUUAAAUUUAAAAAUGAUAAUGUCAUUAUAGCAUCAAACUUAGGUAAUUAUUUUUUUGGGAAAGUUAAACAAUAUUAUUUUACCAGCAUCAGGAAAUUUAUUCAUAUAAUAUAUGUAUACAUUAAUGUGUGCCAAAACGUGCAUAUUGGACAGUAUCAUUGUGAUAUUUUGUUAAAUUUUCAUCAGUAACUAACCCAAAGUUAAGUGCAAAUCUCCAUCAAUAUUGUACGUUUAAAAACAAAAAUCGUUUAUCUAUUAAUAUUAGUUGAUUAAUAAGUUGACUGAAAAAAAAAACACUUUUAUAAAAAAAUGUACCCAUAUUAAAUGAUAAAAGAGAUGUCUUAAAAAAAGCUCAAAUAUUUUUUUAUAGGCACACAGCUUAUUAACUGGUAGAUUUAAUGGUAGAAUAUUUUACCAUUGUUUAAUUGUAUACAAAGUCUUUAAUUAAUAUUCGUAAUAUCUACUUUCAUCCGCAAUUAUUAUUAUCAUUUAUAAUAUAUAAACAUAUGAUUAUUUAUAAAUGAGUAAAUAAAAUUAUACUAAUAAUAUAAUAAUAUUAUGAAACUAUUGAUAUGCCUAGUCUUAUUAUAACGUCAUUAUUAUUACUAUUAUUACUAUUAUUAUUAUUAUUAUUAUUAUUAUUUCAUUUAUUUCGUUUUAAUUCAUAGGUAUAGUGUAAUAUUAAAUUAUAAAGAAUUUAUAUCAUAAUUUUAAUUGAAAAUACAGCCACAUCUCUAGUCAUAUGUACAAUAAGAUAAUUAAUCAAUUUUAGUUUUAAGACAAAAAUACUGAGAAUGUAUUUAUAGUUAACUUAAAUAUUAAUAUUAUUAUUACUAUUAUCAUUAUUAUUAUUAUUAUUAUUAUUACGUAACUAUAUAAAUUUAUAAUGUAUUGUAUUUAUACAUAUAUUUAUAUUAUUAUUAAAUAGGUUUAUUUUAUACAAUAUGUUUAAUUACUGUUAAGGUGAUAUUUACGUCAAACUGUUUAAUUACAAGCACAAGGUAAUGUAAUCAAUUUGAAAACAAAUUAAUUACAAAAAAUUUUCUUCUCCAUUUAUAUAAUGUUCAUGUAUAUAUAUAUAUUUAUAUUAAUAUAUUAUAUAUAUAUAUAUAUAUAUAUAUAUAGUAAUAUUAUCUAGUUAAAUAAAGGCACCCAUUUUCAAAUAUCAAAAGAUAUUACCCCUCCAAAUAAAAAAUAUAUAACAUAUAUCUUUAUCAUUAAAUAAGUUAAAGAGCUUAAACAUUAAAAUACAGGUAUAUUUUUCUUCUAAUCCGUUAAAUUAUAGGUUAAUUAUAAAAUUGUUCAAACACUCUUAUAAAAUCCAGACACCUUGUAAAACAUUUAUUAUUUUUCAUAAUUAGAAUCUGAAAAACGGGAUUAUUUAAAAAAAAAAGCUAUUACACAAUUUUGUCCGUGUAUACAUGUAUAAUGACUUUAAAAUGAUCUAAUUUUUAUAAACAAAUAAGACUGAUGUUUGUUUUUUACAUUUUAAAACCCGUUUAUUAUAAUAUAAAGAGUCAAUGAGUGGUUUUUUUAGCUUUUAGAUGGUCGUCAUCGUCGUUGUUAAUUAUUAUUGGAUUGAAUUAAAAGUAGUUCCAUUUUUAUUAGUAGGUGUAUAGUAUUUUUCUAAAAGUGGGGUAUAUAAUCGAAUUUGUUUUAGCGGAUAUAAAUACCAUUCAAACAAUUUUCACUGAUACACAACUUUAAACAAAUUAUUAUUUUAUAAUAAUUUAUUUUUAAUUAUUCUUUUUGCAUAAUUUAUUUGUCACUCAUGCAUAUUCUACAAUAAAAACUAUAUAAACGCACCUAGUUACGAAUGUAAUAUCUGUACUAAUUAGAACACAGACACUGCACUUCCCCUACAUAAAAUCCGAAAUGAGCACAUUAUAUAAAGUAUUAAUAUGGAAUAAAAAUAAAAAUAAUAUUAAAUAAAAUCUCUUAAUGUACAAAAUAAUAGUAAAGAUAUUACGAUAUUAUGUUCAAUCUGGUGUGCCUUGUAUAAACUACAUUAAAGUGAAGAAAAAAAUUUUAAAAAUAGAUGUAUUUUUGAUAUAAAUAUAUAUAUAGACAUAAUGAAAUGUUAAAAAUUAAAUAUUGACGUUCAUUUAUAUUUAAUUCAAUUGUUAUCAAUUUGUUACCUAUACUAAUAAAUUCUUAAGAUAAUCCACAGAUGUAAAAUGUAUUUAACACUAUUUUUCGAAUAUUGUAUAUAAUAUAAAACAUAUAAACCGAUCCAAUGCGCUGGAUAAAAUACAUGUUUUAAUAUGUACUUAAAUUUUUUUUAAUUAAAAAACAGAACGAUGUAUGGACAUAUCGAUGUUGAUUAAAUAUUUGUUUUAAUACUUUUUUUUUUGUAACUUUUAUAAAUAUUAUAAUUUAAAACGUAAUUUAAUUUCACAUAUAUAUUAUUAUUAUAUAAAUUAAAUACAUUUUGUAUAAAUAUUUGAUUAAUUUUAUUAUAGUAAGAUUUUUAUUGGCGAUAUGUUGCCAACGGUGAAGCUAGUCAUAUGGGAAAUAUUCUGGUGCACCAUGUAAAUUUAUUUUAAUGUAACGUCCAACGUUAUACAAAUAAUAUGAAUAUAUUUAUAUGAAUAUUAUAAAAUUAUUUAAUGAAUAUUAGUAAUGUAAGCUUAUAAAACGUGGUGAUCAAUAUCAUCACAUUAGUAUAUAAAAAUAAAAAAAUUCGAUGGAAUUUUAGUCAAUAUUAAUGAUUAACUUUAAGAUAUAGUUGUACAAUAAAAAUUUAAUUAAAUAAAAAUGAUUAAAA
This is a messenger RNA of Daktulosphaira vitifoliae (grape phylloxera), 5109 nucleotides long. Its product is annotated as RNA-binding protein 24-like. The record is from RefSeq and is a predicted model, not a curated record. Gene Ontology annotation, molecular function: RNA binding. Gene Ontology annotation, cellular component: cytosol. The transcript has 6 exons. Lineage: Eukaryota; Metazoa; Arthropoda; Insecta; Hemiptera; Phylloxeridae. The coding region runs from base 730 to 1392 and encodes 220 amino acids.